AACCACCUGACACGAGAGACAAGUUUACAACUCCAUACACGUGCGGCUGGUACGUCAGGACUGGAGUGGUGUGGUGGCAUCUUACACACAGAGGAAAGGAAAUAAACUAAAUCUGAGCGUUAAUCUGUGUUUAUAAAGACUUACGCGCUUUAAUCUUGCCUGCUUGCUCAGGUGCAGCAGGUAUCUUCCGUUUCUUUCUUCUUUUUUUUUUUUUUUGGAAGUGGAGGUGUCUAAACUCACUGUUUUUCUUCAUGGAAAGGAGACUGAACAAUGUGCCCCUAGCAUGGCUGUGGCUGCUCCACCAACCACCCAGGGACCAUGGCUUUUAGCCGCAUCAAUAAACUGGACCCCCCGUCCCGAGGCGUCUUCAGGAGAGCGGCGGUCAUGCUCUGCUCCCUCCUCUGCUCUCUCUUCCUCCUGCACUGCCUCGUCGACACCACCAACACCAUCUCCCCUUCGCCGGUCAGAGCCUCCGGGGGUCGGUGCGCGGAGCUUUUCGAGGACCUGCGGUCACUGAGGAGUAAGAGGCUGGUCCACGAGUGGAGCGCCGCCGGGUCGGAACUGAAGGGCUACGGGCGCGCCGCGCCGCCUCCCGCGGAUGAGGAGUCCGUCAUCCUGCCGCCUCCGGAUUUAGUUUCCUCCGGGAGAGUGUCGCCGAGGUUCGCAGGUAAACUCAGUCCGCUCGGCGAGGGGAGCAAGAAGCUGCCACAGGCGCUCAUCAUCGGGGUGAAGAAAGGAGGCACCCGGGCUCUACUGGAGUUCCUGCGGGUUCAUCCAGACAUCAGAGCCGUGGGAGCCGAGCCGCACUUCUUCGACCGCAACUAUGACAACGGACUGGAGUGGUACAGAGAGCUGAUGCCCAAGACCCUGGAGGGCCAGAUCACCAUGGAGAAAACGCCCAGUUACUUUGUGACCAGAGAGGCUCCAGCCAGGAUCUCCGCCAUGUCCCGGGACACCAAGCUGAUCGUGGUCGUGAGGGACCCGGUCACCAGAGCUAUCUCAGACUACACACAGACACUGUCUAAGAAGCCUGACAUUCCCUCUUUCGAGAGCCUCACCUUCAAAAACAGGACUACGGGGCUCAUCGACACCUCGUGGAGCGCCAUCCAGAUUGGCAUCUACGCCAAACACCUGGACAACUGGCUGCAGUAUUUCCCCAUGGAGCAGAUCCUGUUUGUGAGCGGCGAGCGUCUCAUCAGCGACCCAGCGGGGGAGCUGGGCCGCGUGCAGGACUUCCUGGGCCUCAAGAGGAUCAUCACUGACAAACACUUUUAUUUUAACCAGACCAAGGGUUUCCCGUGCCUCAAGAAGGCCGAGGGCAGCAGCAAGCCUCACUGCCUAGGAAAAACCAAAGGGAGGACCCAUCCCAACAUUGACCCAGAGGUGGUGCAGAGGCUGCGGGACUUCUACAGGCCAUUUAACAUGAAGUUCUACCAGAUGACGGGGCGUUUUUUUGGCUGGGACGACUGAAUGUGUUCCACAAAGACACUGAGGACUGUUGGAUAUACAAAGGUUUUGGAAAAAAAAAAGUCAUAAUAUUUCAUGAAAUAAGUAAUCAUGUCACCAAAAAACAAUAUUCAUGUAAAUAUUCUUAUACUCAUCCCAUCAAUAUCUGGUAAUCUAUUGGUUAUAAGUCUUUGUUUUGCACAAAAAAAAAAUCUGUUUUAUUAUGUUGUCUCAUAGAUUUAUGAUUCUUAUAUUUUUCUAAAAUUGAUGCUCUAUUUUGGUGAAAUAAUUCCUUUUAAUUUAAUUUGUGUGUUUUAACAUUGCACUGUAGGUCUUUUAAAAAAAAAUACAUAAACAGUGUAGAGUAUAUUCAGAUUAUGUUAAUAUCAAGAAAUGUAACAGGCAACAGAUUACAAUGCAGAUUUAUGGGUUUAUUAAUAUGAAUUGUUUUACUAUGACUUUAUCCUUGUGAUAUUGUAAUUUUUUUUUGACUUUCAUAAUGUUACUGCCAACAGAUAUAAAUUAACAUUGUUGUCAAAAUGGUUGACUUUUUCUCCACAAACAGUGUCCUUGUUACUGUGGCACAGAAAUAAUGGCCGCCGCACUAAACCCGAAGCAAUAUGUGACUGUUACAGGAGAGAGGGAUGUGUUCCAUCUCUCCUCAGCAGCACCCAGGAUAUAUGCAAUGUCUCACAGUUACAUUUUUCAUCAUCAAAGCUGCCUCUAAUCCACAAUCACGGGGACAUUUUCAAAGGAUGAUUGAGUCGUUGAAGGAUUUUUCGUCAUCUCUCGCUGCAUCUGAGGAAACUUUUCCUUAUAUUAGUCUUUGGCUUUGAGAGAGAGGGAGGGAGGGAGGGAGAGAGAGAGAACACUAUGGAAGCCAGUGCUUCUUGAAGAAGAUGGUUGAAAUCACACUGGGGCUUUGGAUAAAAGCUCUCACUGAGGAAUUUGAUGCCAUACUUUAAACCUACGUAGCUGCUUUCAAGUUUUCUAGUGAAAUAGUGUAUGAAAAAAAAAAAAAAAACCUUAAUGUAUUUUUGAAAUGUAUUUAUUCAAGAGGUACACAAAUGCUAUGUUUGUAUUUUUGAAUAAUCCCACUGUGUUUAUUUUCUCCCCAUGCCUUUUGGAGUUUGUUUUAUACUGAAUACUAAAAACAUGCUAUCGUCGUUUUAAUUUCAGGUUUCCGGUUUUAGUCGCAGAGCUGAGAUUUUAUUAUAUUAUUAUUAUUAUUAUUAUUAUUAUUAUUAUAUCAGUUAAUGAAGUUACAAGGCAAAGAUAGCACUGACUGUUAAUCAAGCAACAGCAACUUGAGUGGAGGGAGGGAAGAGACCUCAGGAGUCAAAAGUCAGGAGCAAAAAGUGUGACUCAAAUUUCCACAACAUGCCUUGUGAAUUGAAUGCACUUCAUGUCACUGGUCUCCUUUGCCUUGAUGCUGUGUGUGUGUGUGUGUGUGUGUGUGUGUACACUUGAAUUUGUUACCUCUUUAGGACCUUUAUGCCCUGAACACUGAGUUUGUCAGGACCAGUAGUCCUCAUGGUGACCAAAACCUGAUCCUAAUGAGGCAGAACCUGAUUUCUGAGAAACUGGAUAAGUUUAUGGCUGAGAUCUGAAUUAGCGUUAGGGCUGAUCAUUACCUGGUAAUAGUCCAAAUAGGUUCAUACUCUUUUUCCUGGUAUACUUGAGCUUACAUUUCAUUUAGUCAGACAAGUAAAGUAAGGUUGUUUACCUUGACAUGUUUCAGCUAUCAACUGUAGUCUUCGUCAGGCGUGUCUUGCUCAGCUGUUCCUGGCGACUAUGCGCCGCCCCUCUGUCUGGCGCCUUGUCGUUGUUGUAGGAGUGUGAAAAAGAAACAUCCACACAACAAUGAUGGACUGGGAAGAGGCCAAAGUCAUCCGCUCUGAAAGCAACAAACACCACCUCUGGAUCAGGGAGGCCAUCGAGAUCCGGAAAAUGGGCCCCAAGGACAAUCACCACAUAGACGUCUCCUGCUGUCUGACAAACCUGUAUAAGGAACAGCUGAGCAAGACAUGUCAUGGUAACAUCACAUGACUCUUCUGAUGAUAGCCAAAGCAUAUCAAGGUAAACAACCUUACUUUACCUGUCUGACCGAAUGCAAUUUAAGCUCAAGGGUUAACUGGUUAUGGUUAAGGUUAGGGAUAAGGUUUUUGUUUAGGCCGUCCAAAUGAAUGGAUGUCAAUGCAGCGUCCUAAGAAGAAGAAGAGCUGCACAAACCUGUGUGUGUAUGUGUUUGAACCUGGAUAGCAUGAGAACAACGGCUGAGUAAUUGUUCCUAAUUGCUGUCUACUUGUAUUGUGAGCCACUUUCCUAAAGCAGAUGUUACUAAAUUACACAAAAAAGUGUGUAUG
Messenger RNA from Solea solea (common sole), 3812 nucleotides. Its product is annotated as heparan sulfate glucosamine 3-O-sulfotransferase 3A1. NCBI's taxonomy places the organism in Eukaryota, Metazoa, Chordata, Actinopteri, Pleuronectiformes, Soleidae. Gene Ontology annotation, molecular function: [heparan sulfate]-glucosamine 3-sulfotransferase activity. The coding region runs from base 319 to 1470 and encodes 383 amino acids. The transcript is spliced from 2 exons. The record is from RefSeq and is a predicted model, not a curated record.